AUGUCUAUGUCCCUAAACCCACGCCCAUAUAUUAUAUCAGAGAAAUUCCUAAACCUUUCCUCCAACCUCCUCUCCGCCCAAAUCCCACCCCAAAUCGCCUUCUGCGCCUACCUCAACGUCAUCGAUCUCAGCAAUAAUCUUCUCACGGGUCUGAUUUCGCAGCAACUGGGGCUUCUGGUGCUGUUAUCGGUUUUCGAUGUAUCGAAUAACCAAUUGGCGAGUCCAAUUCCGGUGGCGCCGGGGAACUUGACUGGAAAUUUGGUGAGAUUCAAUACUAGCUCGUAUGUGGGGAAUAAGGAUCUCUAUGGGUACCCAUUGCCGCCAUUGAAGAGUAAAGGCCUUUCGAUUAUGGCGAUUGUGGGGAUCGGAUUGGGAAGCGGGUUGUUGAGCUUGGUGCUUUGUUUUAGUGUUGUGUGUAUAUGGUUGAGAGUUUCUGAGCAAAAUAUGACUAUUGAAGAAGGUAAAAUUAGUCAGCUCAUGCCUGAUUAUUGA
Molecule: messenger RNA, 492 nt
Organism: Camellia sinensis
Lineage: Eukaryota; Viridiplantae; Streptophyta; Magnoliopsida; Ericales; Theaceae
Source: RefSeq, a predicted model, not a curated record